Acanthopagrus latus (yellowfin seabream) is the source of this 2066-nucleotide messenger RNA. RefSeq lists its product as uncharacterized. The transcript has 9 exons. Bases 661 to 2004 code for a protein of 447 amino acids. NCBI's taxonomy places the organism in Eukaryota, Metazoa, Chordata, Actinopteri, Spariformes, Sparidae. The record is from RefSeq and is a predicted model, not a curated record.
AAGAAAACGGCUGUUAGCUCCAAGUUUAGCUAACUUGUUAACCACACGAUGACUGACCGCAUCUUUUAACAAGCGAUCAAUGACACAAAGCUUCAAAAUUACAAGCGAAAUGGCAAUAUCUUCAUCAUUUCUAAACCCUUCUACAAUGUUAACCGUUGAACUUUAAGCUGUUUGUUCGUCAGCAGCGAACGACGUUAGCUAACGUUAGCAACACAGUGGACUCGGUGCGGGGCCUCGCCACAUGCGCGCCGUUAGCGUGAAGCUCAAUCGCAAAUUUCUCUAUGUACCGCCUUCGAACUGAGCCAGUAACACUUUAUACACAAUAAAGGUAGAUAUACAUCGAACAGUGUCUUGUUAAAAUAGAAUUCAACAACCCAACAUUCGCUUUAAAUCAAGAAAUACGUUCUGGACAAAACGUGUACCCACCCGGCCUCUAGCUGAGCCUCAACGAAAAGAGAGAGGAAGAAGCUUCUGCUGAAAUACGUCACUUCCUCCUGCAUGGUUUCCUUGGCAAUAAAGUGCUGAGCAGCAACAGUAGCAACAUCAUCAUGUUCCACAGCACAGAGGUUUCCAUGGUGAGGUAUUGUAGCAUUUUUCAGUUGCUUCAAGUCACGUGAAGGAUGGCACAGUAAUGUCAGGAGGACACUGGUGGUAUUAGAUAUGACUGCAGUAGGAAAAGACUUGAUCCGGGCUCGUCCUGCCAACAAAGAGUUUCACCUGUCGUCAAACGUCCCAUUUCUGGACAGCAAUCCAGAUGCAUUCUCAACCCGUUUCCAGGAGGACUUCCAGCCUUCAUCUCCCAAGAAGACUGUGUCUUUUAGUCUGCCUACACUGGCUCAGGUGGACCACAAGGACGUGAGAUACAUCAAGGAGUACCUGACAGAUGCGUUAGUGUCCUACAAACGUCACCCAUUGCCACAGAUCACCCGCAUUCCACGCUGGACUGCACUUUGCACCAACUUCAAGAUGCAAACAGACGACAAGGAGGAUACUUUCCUCACCACUCAGUCCCAGAAAUUCCAGCCUCAGCCCUUCCAAGCUCGCCGUGAUCCCAUCCUACCAGUACUUGCCAUCAAGAAGAUCCAGGAAGUGGAAUGGACUCCAGAAAGCACCAGCAAAGCCUCCUUCACCCCACAGCAUGUCUCUCCUGUUGUAAAAGCCACAGUUAAACAUCUAGAGAAGGGCUUUCCCACUUUCAAAGGGGAUGGAUGCCAUCGUACUUUUGUUUCCCAGUACAGCAACACCUACCAGGGAGCCUGGAGCAGAGCUGCUCAGUCCGUGGAAAAGCACACCUCCUGCGUGGCUAUGGGGGAUCCCUUGAAGAUUGUAGAAAGAGAGACGACCCAUGCUGCGUCAUUCAGCCGGCCCGCUGCCUGCAGGCUACCUGUAGUGAGAGAGCGUUUGAAGCUCAACCUUGGGAACUUCUCUAAGGACUCAUGGUCGUGCACGUCCAGUGAAGAUUUUUGUUACCGCAAGCCAGGGAAUCGAGUUGUUCUGACAAGGAGAAACAAAUACUCCAGUUCCUUGCCCAAGGGGGACAUUGGUACGAGGGGCAACAAAGAGAGGAUGUCUGUCACCACCAACAGAAUCUCAUUCCCCAAACUGAACUUCACAGUGAGUCCAGUGAAUGUACCUGAGCCUGACCUGAUCACAAAGAGCCAUGUACAAUUCAGCUUGCCCUGCCUGUCAGGCCUCUACUACACAACCACGGUCAAAGAACACUACAGCAAACUGGAAGGAGAGCGAGCCAGACCUGUCAUCCGCCAGCCGGUCAAGAUACUGAGUGGACCAGAGCAUGGGCUGAACCUCAGCACCACCAAGACUGACUACCUCCCGUUGAAGACCUGCAGAUUUACACCUCCAUCACCACCGAAGAGCAACAUCAGGUUUCCACAGGCCCGUCAGCACAUCAGCACCACCCACAGUGAAGACUACACCACCAAACCUUUGAUCCCGCGGCGUGCCAGCUGCAGCCAGUUCAUCAGUCAUUUUGUCGUGCAGUGACAUGACAUGUUCUCUUUCUCUUGUGUUCCUGCCCAGCUCUUAAUAAAAGAGAAUCAAGUGUA